Molecule: messenger RNA, 408 nt
Organism: Striga asiatica
Lineage: Eukaryota; Viridiplantae; Streptophyta; Magnoliopsida; Lamiales; Orobanchaceae
Source: the annotation of a GenBank genome assembly
AUGGAAUCGAGCAUUGCAUCGUUCCACAAAGAAAUUGAAAAGUUGAACAAAAUGCAGUCUAAAUGUGACAAGGUAUCUUCUGUGAAACAAAAGCUCUGCUGUCAUCCUUUUAUGUUGGAAGGAGUUGAGCCAGAAGAUCCUCAUGAGUUUAACAAGCAAUUCAGAGAAGCUUCGGGAAAGUUUCAACUUUUGGACAAGAUGAUGGUUAAACUUAAAGAGCAGGAUAUUGAUAGCGAAGACGAUAUAGGGCACAAGGUCACAUAUGUAAAACAUUCGAGUUCUGUGGCAUCAGAUCCCCCAUCGGUUGUGCAGUUGCCUCAAGUUGGAACAAUCUCUCCUGGAGAAUCAUCGUCAAAUGGAGCAACUUUUGAUGUCGAGAUGAAGGAUAGCUCCUCCAUUUUUCCCUGA